AUGGAGACCACAGACCCCCGAGAUCGCAUCUUCGCGGUUCUAGAACUUUUCCGUGCGGGCGCGAAGCUGAACGACAUCCCAGAUUUACUGAAGCCAGAUUAUAGCAAGACCGCUGGCGCUGUGUUUAGAGACGCCACACGGUACGCUCUUGGAGAGGCCAACUCCAACACAUUGCUUGCAACUAUAUCUCAUCGGUCCAAUGAGGAGCUCGCUGAUAACGACUUUGCUUCGUGGAGCUUACGAUGGGAUCGUCAAUACGAUCCCGAGCAAGAAGCCAUGCAAUUGGGUUGGGCGGGAGCUGGUCUGCCGCAGAGUGCCAGUGCGAAUGAUCGCCGACUCGUACCAAACCAGGUCGAUGAUUUGAGCUGUUUGAGAUUGAAAGCUCGUAUCAUUGGAGAGGUCAACUGGUGUACAAACAUGAUCGAGAGACGCUUGCUGGACUACCAUGUCUCGCAAAACAUCGAGAGUGUACUGGCUAGGGCCGAAGGGGUGGCAUAUCAACAAACUUUUGGCGUGGAUGAUGCAGUCGCUUUGAGUGCGACCACAUUGACCACAGGCAGUUUGGGAGACAGUCACCACCGCUUUGAGAAUACUGAUCAGAGGAGAUUCGCGUUCGUUCAACAUCUGCAGUAUCUCAAGGUCCACAACACGGCACCGCCGCUGUUACUUACUGAAACAGACCCCGUGUCGUCAAAUGCACCGGCGAGGUUCCACAGGCUGCUGAGUAGCAGAGCACAUCGGCGACGCUACUUCCAGCUCGAUACAGGCUAUCUUGGCAUAGGACCUGAAGUGCUUCAGAUUGGCGAUAAACUCAUUGUUUGCACAGGCGCUGAGCAUCUUUACCUCUUGCAGUUGGUGGGCAGGGCAGGCACCGACUUUGGGUCUGCAAGAGACCUGGGUCGACAUCCGCUGGUUUCCGUCCAGAACUCUCGUUGUGACAAGACAGGGCUUCCUGGCCCAAAUAUUCCAUUGCCCUCUUCCAGGUUGCCCGACCAAUGGAUAACAUUAGUCAUCAUGCAUGUAGUUGACCUAUAA
This is a messenger RNA of Fulvia fulva, 1035 nucleotides long. RefSeq lists its product as uncharacterized. The record is from RefSeq and is a predicted model, not a curated record. Lineage: Eukaryota; Fungi; Ascomycota; Dothideomycetes; Mycosphaerellales; Mycosphaerellaceae. Bases 1 to 1035 code for a protein of 344 amino acids. The transcript has a single exon.